Linepithema humile (Argentine ant) is the source of this 1416-nucleotide messenger RNA. NCBI's taxonomy places the organism in Eukaryota, Metazoa, Arthropoda, Insecta, Hymenoptera, Formicidae. The record is from RefSeq and is a predicted model, not a curated record.
AGCGUACAAAUAUGGCGGACAUAAAUUCCCCACAGAAAUAAGUUUUGAUGUUUGAAGUUGCUUGUUUUAUAAAGGAUAAACAUUGGUCAAUACAAUUUAGUGUGCAAAGAUUGAUUAUUGUGUAAACAGAGAGAUUUUUUAAUCGAUGAAGAAUGAAUCGCAAUAAAGUAUUUUUUUGACAUGUACUUCUCCACUAUUUUGACAUGAAGAAAACUGCAGCUGAAACCAUAGACUUAUAUAAAUAGACCCAGCGUUCUGUGAGAGGAGUUGUCCGCGUCUUCUAAAGGACAGAAUGAUACGCAGUAAGGUGCUGUCUCCGUCACUUGCUGGUCUGGAGGGGGAACGUCGACAACGUUGAGGGGAACUUAAAAGCGCAUAAUACGUAUCGUACGGUUACCUAGCGUUUUAUCUGUUGAUCUGUGGUGUAUUAUAAAAAAUAAAUGUCUUAUUGCUGCAUUUGCAAAUCGCAUUCUGGCUCUCAUGCAGAUAUUACAUUUCAUACCAUACCACGGUCAGAAGAAUUGCGAGCAAAGUGGAUUGCUGUAAUCGGAAAACAUGUUUCUAAUUACAGCAAAGUGUGCAACGAUCAUUUUAAGCCAAAUGAUUUUCAGUACAAAACUAAUAAAUUAGGUCAGAUACAAAGACAUUUAAUAAAAGGAGCAAUUCCUACAGUAGAAAAAUGCCAGGAUUUGCACGAUACAAGAAUAUUGAAGUUGCCAACAAAUGAAAAGUCAUCUUUUUGUGAAUCGCAAUCAGAUUCGUACGAACAACAGCCCGGAGUAAUUGAAGAUGUUCUAUCUCCUGUACUUAUAAAUAAUGCUGAUAAUAGUCAGAAUGAUUCAAUGUCAACAAGAAAAAGAAAGCAAUCUGUGGACGAAACUGCCACAUGCAAUAAGAUACGAACUGUCAAAUUUAUUGGAGAUCUUUGUCCUGAAGAUUUUACUUCGCCCGAAUGUUAUGAAGUGGUUAAGAAAUACCUUAAAAAGCACAACACCCGAGUAAAUAGUCUUCAAAAGCAAGUUGGCCGACUAACAAAUAAAGUCAAAUGCCUUAAAGAUUUGCUGUCACAGUUACACAACAAGGGUCUUUUGUCAAGUAAUGCCGUCGAUACUUUGAAGGUAAGGCUUUCCAACGACUCACUUUUCUCACUAUUUUUAGCAAAUUCCGACGAAAAAGCAGUUGAAAGAUUAUGAACACAUAAAAAAGUGAUUAAUUCUUAAACAUAGUGAAUGAUCAGCUCACACAGAAGAAGUUAUAAGCCGACUGUGGUACAAAAUUAAGAAAAGAAAAUUCGGGCUCGUUAUUUCCUUCCUCAAACUCAAAUCAUAAAAAGUACUACGUUUGGAAUAAAUGUUAUAUGUUCUGUUUUUUAAUUCUGUUGUAUGCUUUUGCUAUUUAGAAGAAUAUUUUAAUCUU